AUGCUAAAUCCAAUUCCAAUCUCAUUGGAAGACAUGUUUUACCUCGAUACUUUGAAUUCUGAAGAUAAUGAGAAGUUUAGUGCAACACGUGAUCGACUAAUUCAUUUCAUCGCAGAGCACCAUGAAAAAGAGCAAAAAUUGCAAGCUGAUAUUAUCGUACGAUGCAGCGAACUUCGCAUGUUGAGAGAAGCUAUGAAAAAACAAUAUUUGGAGGCUGAAGAGAACAAACAAGCACUUGAACUUCAAAUCAAGCAAAUGACAAAGGAAUACGAAGCUGCCAGGAAAGCUCAAGAGAAGAGAUACCAAGAUAUGAUAUUCAAAUUAGAAGUAACAAAACAACAAGCAGCACAAGAAGAAAAAAGUCAUGAGUUUGCUUGUGUCGAGGCGGAAACUUUACACAAAGAAAAGAAAACAGGUCUAAAGGGGCAAUGCCAGCAAUUUUGGGAAAAGGUUGAAGAUGAGAGAGGAGUUUUUAAGAAAGUAGAGAAAUGCUGUAAAAUCGUAAGGAACGAGUUGCAUGUUAAACACAAAAGCAACGAAGAUGAUGAGCAGAAAAAUUUAGAGCCACAGAGCAGUAUAAUUAAGAACGGACAGGAAAGGAACGAAACAUUGCAUGGAGAUCAACUGAAUAAGAUUCCGAAGAAUCAUACUAAGCCGUGCAAGAAAACUCCUAAUUCUAGCCUUCUCCGUGCUACUAUUAUCGGUGGUGGUCUCGGUGCUGCUUCCGUUGGUGCUCUGGGUGCUGGUGCCGGUGCUGCUGCUGGUGCUGUUGCUGGUGGCGCUGCUGGUAUUAUUUUAGGUCCUUGUGGUAUUGCCACUGCUGCUGCUGCUGCUGCUGGUGCUGCUGCUGGUACCACUGUUGGUGCUGCUGCUGGUGCUGCUAUGGGUGCUGCCGCUGGUGUUACUAUUGGUGGUAUUGGCAGUGCUAUUAUUACUCUUUAUAGGUUUCGUAGAAAACGAUAUCGUAGAUUUGGUUAUGAAAAACCAAUUUUCGGUGUAAUAUUUGCACACUACUUCGAGCCUUUUCGCUUCUUGUUCAAAAGAUAUUUUAGAGAGAUCUUUGUCUCUGUAACGUUUGUUUAG
Molecule: messenger RNA, 1083 nt
Organism: Rotaria socialis
Lineage: Eukaryota; Metazoa; Rotifera; Eurotatoria; Philodinida; Philodinidae
Source: the annotation of a GenBank genome assembly